GUUGUAUAUAAACAUAUCUUUAAAAGAUGGGCAAUCAAGGAGUUAUGGGUCUCCAUUCCCAAUGCUAUCUCGGAGAUCAGAAUUUAAAUGAGAAUAAAAACCAUCACGAUAGUGUACAAUAUAAGAAAUUAGUCAAAAUCAAGGGCGUUUCGACCACAUAUGAGGUGCCUUGCGAUCAGAAAAGUCCAUUAUGUGUGCGUAAUAUCUACUCUCCAAUAGCCUAUGGAAUUAGAAGAAAGCAGCGUGCGCUGGAGGCGCGGCGAAAAUUGCGAACUCGGGAAAUUCUUGAACAGUGUAGUAACUUGUUUGAUUCUGGUGAAAAUAAUUUUAAUUAUCGGUGCAGAAACAAAAACUUAUUAAGUAUUUCUGGUACUUUCUCUGAAAAUAAGCAUCCCAACCAGAUAUCUUUUAAUCGCUAUAGAGAGGAUAGCUCUGCGGUGGCAGUAUUUGUUAUGUCGGUUCAUCCUUCUUUUCCUGCUUCUAAACGCCCUACCAUUCAACCAAAUGUACGUCAGGCGCUCGUUGAUUUAUUUAGUGGUACCGAUUUGUGCUUUCUUUCUGAUGUUGAUGGAGAAACUAUGGUUUGUACGGCUGUCUUGCAAUUGACUAAAGGUGUCGAUAUUCACGAGGGUAGUAUUGUUAUUUACAAAGGGUAUGACCGAUCAUUUGUUCAUAGUUAUGUUCCUCUUUCUUCAGUGAGCACCAUAUCUAGAGGUUUGGAGCCUGAUGAGAAGGAAUACUAUGCUAAAUCGGGCGAAAUCCUAUCUUGCAAAACUACCAGUGAAGAAAUAUUCCAAGUGGACCUUAAGAGAGCUUUUACAUUGCACUAUUAUUUACCUACGGACUUUUAUGCAAGCUUCGUUGCUUUUUCCGACAAGGAUAUGCAGAAAUGGAUUGAUGCGAUCAGUUAUUUCACAUUUGUUAAUGAGGCUUUCAAUGACUAUACGAGUUGAUAUACCUAUUUAUUUACAGUUUGUGAUAGGAAUAGUAGCCUUUUUUUUAAAAGAGGUAAUCGAAACAAUAUUAGGUUUUAGCAGGUGUUUUGACAUUCUUAUUUCUAUGUUUAUCUCACAUGCGAUACUUUUGUUUUUACUAUUAUAUAUUUUUAGAAAUAGCUCAAUUUAGUGUUUAGUAUCAGAAUUCCACUAUGUUUCUAGUCUUUUUUUUAUACACUCAUGCCUUUUAAAAUUAUUUCUUUUUUUUCAUUGAAUUCACGUGAUAAUAUUUUAAAUAAUUGCUCCCUAAUGUUAAGUGAUCGCGUUUUUAAUUGAAUCUUUUAUUAUAGAUAAAUUAUCUUUAAAGCUUACUAAACAAAAUAAAGAUUCAUGUGUUGACUAUUACAUGAAAUAUAUGUACUUGCAUUAAUGUAUUGGGUUAUCAAAAAAAAAAAUCUAUCUUAAAUAAAAAUUUCAUAUAAAAUGAAUAUAAUGUUUUUUUUUUUUAUGCGAUUCUUCUCGUUUCAGGUGAUAACUUCCUAUAUAUAUAUAUAUAUAUAUAUAUAUAUUCAUUCGUAUAUAAAGAGAUAGAAAUAGCGAAAAAAAGAUAUGUAUUCCAAUUCACAGAUUUCCGACAUCGUUAGCGACCAGGUUGUUUCGGGGGCGAUUAUAUUGAAAGAGAUCUUCGGCAACUUCAACGCACCAUUGAGUGCAGCUGCCAUUUUUUCAUUGGCUUGGAUAAGGCGAUAUUGGAGUUUACUGCUUUACUUUGUAAUUUUGAGAAGGCUUUACAAAGCCAUUAGUUUCAGAAAUAUUUGGAAAGGGUUGAGUAUCAAGUCAUCUGCGAAGGCUAAACCGCAACUUGCUGAUGUGGUUGAGUCUUUACCAUUAACCAAGGUAUCAGACUCGCCUAAACGAGUGCGUGUAAAUUCAGAUAGGACUUCUAUUUUCCGCUCUACGGAGAAGGUCCCAAAUUCAAACCAAGUUCUUAUGACGGACGGAAUGAUAUUAAUUAACCGAGACGAUAGGUAUUUAGAGUUAUAUGAACGGCGGAAAGUCUCCAAACUGGAAAACAUCGAUGAACAGGUUGAGGAGCUGUUACAACAGUUUCUUCCAAGGAAUCAAAGGAUCUAAUUCUAGGACAUUUCAUUUCAAAACUCAUCGUAGUGUCUUUUUCUGUAUUUUAAAAAUUGCUGUUAUAGUUUAUUUAUUUCUAUUGAUUGAUAAAGUUUACAAUCAAGUAAAUCAAACGUAUGCAUUUUUUAUUAUCAUUUUUUUUGACCUCUUUAAGUUUGUAAUGAGCUUCUCAGGGUGUUGUUAUAGUUUCAGAAAUAUGAGUUGAGAGAAAAUUUAUCGUUUUAAACACUCAUUUUUGAUUCUCAAUAUGAAUGUCAAAUAUUUUUUAUUUCAGAAGUCUAUAAAAAAUUAUAUUACUUGAAACCUUUUAUAAAUGUUCCCAAAAUUCAGAAUAAAAAGUUCAAAAAUAUAAUUGUCGGGCACCUUUGACGUCCUGCAUAGGAGUUUAAGCCUUUUCAAGCUUAAAUUUGAAAGGCCUCAUAAAAAGAAUAGAUAAGUGUAUGUGUUUUUGUGGUGGGGUGGGAAUACUAAUGUGCAUAAAAAGAAAUCCAUAAAUAUCUUAGAUUUACGAUCAAUAGGCAAAAAGAGAAAUAUUUUAGGUGACACCUUACGGUUUAAAUGCAUCUCUGUAGUUGCAUUUAGGUGGUUGGGAUUCCUUACUUUUUAUUCCUAACCUUAGUUUUGCACUUAUAUGAUGGUAAAAAUGUGUAGAAUAUAUAUAUAUUAUUUCUUUUC
Phytomonas sp. Hart1 is the source of this 2747-nucleotide messenger RNA. NCBI's taxonomy places the organism in Eukaryota, Euglenozoa, Kinetoplastea, Trypanosomatida, Trypanosomatidae. The record is from the annotation of a GenBank genome assembly.